AUGAACACCAUCUUGUCAAAUCUCGGCCAAACAGCCUCAGAACUGGCCCGAAAGGCCGCUGUUGACACGGAAGAGAUUUACACAGCCCUGGACGACGACUCCGGAUACCAGAUCAACGAGCUGUCGACACUAUACGACGAUGGAGAUGCGUUUGUGCUCGGUCUGCAGCGGUUAAAGGCCGACAAGAACCUCGAGCGAGCGCGAGUGCUCAGCCAUAGCUCGGCAACACCGGUGGAGAAGCAGGACCUGCGGAAAAUUGGCACCGAUCUGCUGUUUGUCCGACAAUACGAGCUCGAGGUGGACGGACGAGAGCAGCAACUGACCAGUCUCAUCAAGCGGCGAGAAACGGAGGAGAUUGAGCUGGAGCGGGAACGGCAGGAGCGUGAAGCGCUUCUGGAGGGAGACCAGGACCUUACCCCUCAGUCACAUGGCUUGAGAAAACGUGGUGCUCACGGUAGCAUGGACAAUGAAAUUUCCCAGGAUGCCACACUGCAGACUAAGCUGCGGGUGGACGAGAACGAGCAGGAUGACAUUGCUAACGACGUGCUUUCAUUGGUGCGAAGAAUGAAGCAGAAUGCUGUGGAUAUGAACCAGAAGCUGGCCAAGGAUGACGCAAUGGUGAAGGAUACAGCGGCCGCUCUGGAAUCGUCGUCUACAAAGAUGGGAUCCGUGGGACAGAAGAUGAACGAGUACCAGCGGACUGCAGCUAUUGGUUACUUCUUCUACAUCAAGGCGGUGGUGUUUAUGGUGGUUGCUGUGGCGGGAGGUAUGAUUAUCAUUCGGUUGUUCCCUAAAUGGUGA
Yarrowia lipolytica CLIB122 is the source of this 801-nucleotide messenger RNA. RefSeq lists its product as uncharacterized. Gene Ontology annotation, cellular component: SNARE complex; endoplasmic reticulum. Lineage: Eukaryota; Fungi; Ascomycota; Dipodascomycetes; Dipodascales. The record is from RefSeq and is a predicted model, not a curated record. Gene Ontology annotation, molecular function: SNAP receptor activity. Gene Ontology annotation, biological process: retrograde vesicle-mediated transport, Golgi to endoplasmic reticulum.